AUGUGGCCCUCUUGGAGAUGCAACUCUUCGAUAGUGGCACCCUACAGCUUGAAAAUGGAGAUUUCUGAUUGCAUCAUUAGACCAUUGUGCUCAGCAAAGGAUGUGAAUAAGAAGCUCCCUCCUGGGCCCUGUGUGUUACCCACCAAUGUUAAGGCAGGGGCCUGGAUUGAAGCAACAAAACUAUCCCUCAGAGCAGCCACCAAGCUAUCCCUCCUGUGUCCAACUUCACAUUUCCUCACCUGUCCUAGAAGCUCUGCAGGUGUUCUUCUUGGUGCUUCUCACUCCCAGAGCCUCUCAACGACCCAGUCAGGGCCCAGGAAACCCUGCUUCCUCAGUCCUUGUCCUCCUGGUACCAUCCCUGCACGAGAUUCCAGCGUCGUGGUAAAUCCUGUCACCCAGAGGUUACCAGAAACUGAUACACAGGCAUCUCUAAAUCUGGGGUUCCGACUGCAGAUGAUUUCUGAAGGGUCUCUUUGUCUGGUGAUAGAUUUUGGAGAUACUUCAGAAAUUCAAAUCAGGAUCCGAAACAUGUCUGAGGAAAUCACUGUCACAGCCUAUCACCAGUACAUGAAAGAAGGUAUCUAUAUGCUCAAGGCAGUUAUUUAUCCUGAGUUUUAUGGAACUAAAGUGGAAGUUGGACCUUACUUUGUGGAGAUUGUUCAUGAGGUUGUAUCUGUGUUCAUGAAUUCCAGCAGUGUGCAUGAGGAUGAAGUUCUUAUUUUUGUUGACUCCCAUACAAAGCAGAAAAGCACUGUUAUUAUGCAUCAUUUUCCACCCAUUUCCUCAUAUAAUGUGUCCUUCACUUCUCAAAAUCAAGUGGGUGACAGCCAACCAUGGCCCUGCGUGACUGUUUGGUAUAAGAUGCAGCCUGUUUCUGUCUACACAAAUGGAACUGUGUUUGCCACAGAUGUAGACAUCACUUUUGUAGCUGUUACCAAGGAAAUGAGUCCCCUGGAGUUUGAGUGGCAUUUUGGAGAAGACCUACCAGUGAGGACAACUUCAAGAAGCAUUAAAAAGAAAUUUCACAUACCCCAGCGGUACUGUGUGAUGGUCAAAGCUUCCAAUGGGAUCACUAGUGUGGUCUCAGAACCCCACCCCAUCAGUGUCCAGAAGAAAAUUGUUGCCAAUCGUCUCUCGUCUACCUCCUCUGCUCUGGUAAAUGCCAGUGUAACCUUUGAAUGCAGGAUCAACUUUGGCACAGAUGUUGCUUAUCUGUGGAACUUUGGGGAUGGCACUGUCAGUCUAGGAAACAGCAUCAACACUCACAUCUAUAGCAGGGAAGGAGAAUUUACAGUUGCGGUUCUUGCCUUUAAUGAUAUCAGCUCCACCUUGCUAAAAAAGCAGAUUUUUAUCGUGCACACACCCUGCCAGCCUCCACCAGUAAAAAACAUGGGGCCCGGGAAGGUCCAGGUAUGGCGGUCCCAGCCAGUUAGACUGGGAGUGACAUUUGAAGCUGCCAUUCUCUGUGACAUUUCCCAAGGCCUUUCUUAUACCUGGAGCAUUAUGAAGUCGGAUGGCUCCCAUGUGUCCCUUCCUCCUUCUGUUGAUAACCACAGACAAACUAUUUCUCUUCCAAGCUACUUUCUGGAGUAUGGAAACUAUACUGCAGUUGCUAAGGUUCAAGUUGAAGGCAGUGUGGUGUACAGCACCUACUCAGUGGGGGUGGAUGUUCGAAUGAGGGCCCCUGUCAGUGUGGUCUCAGAAGGCACACACCUCUUUGUCCCCAAAACCCCCACUUCUACCAUCAGCCUCAGUGGGUCGCAGUCCUAUGACCCUGACAAUCCAGGCAUACCUCUCAGAUAUCACUGGAGGUGUGCUCCCACCGGGGCCCCUGGGCACCCAUGUUUUGAUGUUCCUGCACCAACUGGGCUGAAUUCCAAGGCACAGAUAAUCUCCUUUGCAGCAACAGAUCUCAGUGAUGGCUACGACCAGUUCGUGGUGACACUGACGGUGUCCAGUGGCAGCAGGACCUCUACCGAAGCACAGGUGUUCCUCUCCCUCCGCUCCAAGCUGACAAUCAGAUUCAUCCAUAUUUCCCGCAUCAACUUUAAAAACAGCUUUGUUAACUGGAAUGAAGAACUUUCUCUUCAAGCUAUGUGCGAAGACUGUGGAGAUAUGCAUAAUCUCUCUUAUUCCUGGGACCUCUUUUUAGUCAAUGCAACAGAACAGAAUAGUAUAGAAGCAGUGGAACUGCUGGACUCCUCAAGAUUUGGUGCCAUUUUGAAGUUAUCAGAGUCAAAUCCACUUUUGGUGGAGCCAAACACAGCAGACUCAUGUUUAGCAACUACAGCACUGUCUCUGGAUCCUCUGCAGAAUGCAACUGGCAAGUAUGCCCCUUCAACCAUGGGGAGACACUCCCAGGUGUCUGCCAUGGGUGUCCAUCAGGUUUUUGAUGCUAUUGCUGAUGCUUCAGCCCAACAGGAUGCUUAUUUUGAAGCCUACUAUGAUGACAUACAAGAAGCAAUACCCUCAGAAGGAAGACAACCAGGGAACAGUAUCAACUUUCCUGAAUCAGAAUCAAGUAGAAGUGAUGACAAAAGCCCCAGUGAUGGAGAUAACCUCGUCAGUCCAUUCCACUCCACAGACAAUGCUGUGCCUUCACUGAUGAUUGACUGGCCCAAGUCCCUGAUUAGCCCAGCUAUUUUCCAAGGCUAUACCUCAACAGGUAUCAUGGAACAAACUGUGACAUUAAAGCCAUUUUCAUUGAGAAGGGGAGAGACAUACGUCAUACAAGCUUCUCUGGCUUCAAAACACAUCUUGCUAGGUAAAGCUCAGCUGUACUUGACAGUCAACAGAGGCCCACAGGAUGUAGCUUGUCAGGUACAGCCCCAUCAUGGCCAUGAGGCGCACACCAUCUUCAGUAUUUUCUGCAUGUCAGGAAAACUGGAUUUUCAUUAUGAAUUUAGUUACCGGAUAGGAAAUUCCUCCAAACGUACUUUGUACCAUGGGAGAGAUGCCCAGUAUUAUUUUGCUUUACCAGCUGGUGAGCCAUUGGACAGUUAUAGAGUCAUGGUUUUCACUGAGAUCACAGAUGGUGAAGGCUCUAAGUUACAGCCCUGUGCUGUGGCAGUGACUGUACUCCCCCGUUACCAUAGGAAUGUAGCCUCUGUGAAUUACUGCAUCGGCGAGGAUCUAUAUAAUUCCAGCCUGAAAAACCUAUCCAUCCUCCUGUUGAUGGGGAGUUACCUGGAAAUCAGGAACUAUAUCACCAUGAUCACCAGGAUCCUGAGUUGUUUGGCUAAGGAGAACAGAGGCCCUUUAUGUGGCCAGUGGUCACGAAUACAGGAUGCAUUCAUUUCUUCAGUAUGCAAACUAGAUUUUGCAGAUCAGGAAGAAAUAAUUAAUUCUAUUAUUAUGCUGCGUGACCUCAUAAACUUCCCUAAUAAGUUAAGCUUCAUGAGUGCAGUUCUUAUCCUCAAAUACACACGGAUACUCCUUUCUCAAAACCAGUUGUCUGGGAGGUUUGUGACUGACAGAAAAUUGAUGUUAGAGCUCAUCUUCCUUGUAUCUGGAGUCUUGGAAGUAUCUGACCACGAAAAAUUGAGGAAUGUGGACUAUCUACGAGAAGAAGGAAUUAAGAUCAUCUCAGACUUUUUAUUAAGUUCUCUCUCUGUAAGCAGUGAGCUUCAGGUCCACACUGGGACUGGAGAGAUGGAAUUCCAGGCCUGUCUUCAUUACAGCAUUCAGAAUACCAUCCAGAGUGUUGGCUCUGUCCAGGUUCACUUACCUAGUGACCUAGCUGUGCAGAGUCCUGCCAAGACAGACAUCCAGAAGCCAUGCUAUAUCAGUCUACUCAUACUCUUUAAAAAAAGUUUGUAUCCGGGGGGACCAGCUCCUGGUCAGGUUGGUGGAGUUGUGAGUCUCCGCCUCUACAACUGCUCUAGCAGACAGCCCUUCAGCAGACGCUGGCUACAGACACCUGUUACUGUAGAGUUUGGGGAGGAAGAUGACCUAGAUAAUAGGAGAAAUAAAACAACAUAUGUAUUAUCUCGGGAUAAAAUUAAUUUUCAUCAGUUCAUUGGGCUUUCUGAAAAUUCCCAGGAAUAUCUACAAAUAAGAAUCAAAUUUUCUAAGACCAUCACGAGAGCCUUUCCCAUAAUGUUGCUAGUAAGAUUCUCAAAGAAACCUACUCCCUCUGAUUUUCUGGUGAAACACAUAUACUUAUGGGAUGAGCAGAUUGCACAGAUUUAUGUACCUGCUGCUUCACUGAAAGAUGUCAGCUUGGGUUACUUGACCUUAUUAGAUGCUGACUAUGACAGAACACCUCCCAACAAAUAUUUAGUUAAAGAAGUGAACUACACAGUGGAUUUCCAGUGGAUCCAGUGCUUGUUUUGGGAUAAGAACAAGUGGAAAUCUAACACCUUUCCUCCACAACCAGGAACUUUUCCAGAAAAGAUUAACUGCAGCUAUAAUCACCUCACAACAUUCACACUUGUAAGAAGGAAGCUGAAUGCUAGUUUUGAAAGGAGCGACAUUUCUAAGUUACAGAGUUGCCCAGAAAACAAGAUUCCCAUUAUUUUUAUUGUGCUUUUUAUGAUUCUUUAUGCAUUUUUGGUUACUAAAAGCAAACAAGUAGAUCAUCAUGAAAAAAAUAAAAGUGGUUACAUUUUCCUGCAAGAAAGCACCUCACCAGACCAACAGUUAUAUGCAAUAGUUAUUGACACAGGCUUUCGCGCUCCAGCCCAACUGACUGCAAAGGUUUACAUUGUUUUAUAUGGUAAAAAUGGACUUUCAGAAACAAAAGAACUCUAUUGUCCAGAGAAGCCCCUAUUUGAAAGAAAUUCCAGGCAUACCUUUAUACUGAGUGUUCCUGGUCAUCUUGGCCCUCUUUGGAAGAUCCGUCUUUGGCACAACAAUUGUGGUCCUUCUCCGGGCUGGUAUAUCAGCCACCUGCUGGUAAAGGAGCUGCACACUGGGCAAAGCUGGUGCUUCCCUGCAGAGUGCUGGCUUGCUGCAGGCCAAGGGGAUGGAAGGGUAGAACGGGAGCUCAUCCCUCUACACCAAGGCCUUGGCUUCUGGAAGCUUCUGUACACCAAGUUCACAGAGUACUUGGAGGAUGUCCACAUCUGGAUCUCUGUGUACAGCCGUCCCUCCUAUAGCUGCUACCUCCACACACAGCGGCUCACAGUCUCCUUUUCUUUGCUGUGCAUGUACUCCUGUCUCACUGCUGCACUCACUGCUACACAGCAAGAGAAGCUCUCGUUGGACAUUGGCAUCACCUACAUCACCCAUGACUCCUUCAGGACAGGCCUCUUGUGUACACUUGUGGCUUCUCCAGGGGCGCUGCUCUUGUCACUGCUCUUCCGGUUCAGCCAGUGUAACACAUCAGAUUUCUUCACUGGGAAUGACAGUGACCAGAAGGCUGAUCCUGCACCCAGUAAAGGGCUUGCAGAUCUCAUUUCCCAACGGCAGAGGGUGCUUCCAUCUUGGGUGGGCUCUGCAGCCUGGGCUGUAUGUGCAAUGGUGUCCAUAGCCUGUGGUUUGGGAACAGGAGUUCUAGGAUACAGGUUUGACUCAACACAAUGUGUGCGGUGGCUGCAUCUGCUGUUUCUAUCUGUGGUGAGCUGUGCUUUUGUCACCCAGCCGCUGAUGAUAUGUAUGAUGGCAUUGGGUUUUGCUUGGAAGAGAAAAGAUGACAAAGCCUUUUAUGCUGAGUCUUUGUAUGAUGCUACCAAGGAUUUAGAAUCUGAAUUGGAGCAGCUUUCCCAGACUCGUGUCCCCUUUUUUUCAAGAUGUGACAUUCCUGACAGUGCCAGUGAAUUUGAAAAAAUAUUGGCCAUCCGGCAGCGAGCACGCCUUCUGCGCUGGGCUCAUCCACCAUCCAUGGCCCAGCUCAGAGCAACAAAGGAGAGGAUGAGGAAAGAGAAUCAUGCACGAUCAGCUCUGAGAGACUUUUUCAUGUACACCCUCAUGCUGGUUCUGCUUAUGUUUAUAACAUACGGCAAAUUCUCCUGGGAAGAAUAUGCUCUCAAUCAAGCUAUUCGGAAUGAAUUUACAAGGAACCCUACGAACUCUUUUAGUGGCCUGAGAAGUACUGAUGACUGGUGGGAGUGGAGUCUGACCAGGUUUCUGGAUGGCCUAUAUGGGACUGAUGUACAGGAGGCCCAGUCUAGAGCUCUUGGAGGAAAGUGCUAUCUAAUUGGCACCUCAGUAAUUAAACAGCUAAAUGUUUCUCCAAAUAGUUUAUGCAAGCUUCCUAGCCCAUUUUCAGCUCUUAUCAAAGACUUUCCUUCUGCAUGUAGCCCCAAAUUCAGAGAGCCUGUAAACCACUACAUGACAGAACCAGCAAACCAAAAAGUAACCCCGAGUCAUCCCAAGGGUUGCAUGGUGAAAGAGUACUGUACGCUCCACCUUGGUAGAACAAGGCCAGAAGCCCACACAGCCCUGACCAACCUCAGGGCCAACCAGUGGAUUGGCCGAGGCACCAAGGCUGUGUCUCUGCACUUCACCCUCUACAAUGCUCCAACCCAGCUCCUCACCAGCGUGUCCCUGAGGGCAGACAUGACCCCCACUGGGCAUCUUCUUCCCUCGUCUUGGGUGGAAUCAGUCAGUGUCUUCCUCAGCGACUCAGCACUGAGAUACCUCCUCAUGGUUCCUGAGCUGGUGUUUCUGGUGCUCAACCUGGUUCACCUCUGUUUUCAACUCUACAGUAUGAUUGAGAAAGGCAUCCUUAACUAUUGGCGAAAACCAAGCAACUGGCUGGAGCUUUCUGUGGUUGGACUGGGCCUUGCCUACUAUGCAGUCUCCAGUCAUCUUGUUAUUCUUGCUGAGAAUGUUAUCGACCAGUUCCAUAAGGGAUUUUUUCAAGAAUUUGUGGACCUCAGUCUUAUUGCAUCAUGGAAUCAGAGGAUGCGAUGGCUCCAAGGAAUCCUCUUAUUCCUCUUGACAUUGAAAAGCAUUUCUCUUCUCGGCACUUCAAGAACAAUGGCAUUCUGCUCCUCCGUGCUGCACCAUUCACUCUCCAGCAUCAUCAUGCCAGGGCUGACGGGAGUCCUGAUGGUAGCUGUCCACUCACACCUGUGCAGAUUCCUGUUCUACUCCCUGGCUCCACGGAGCACCUUUGGAGAUUCCUCCCAUGUGCUGCCAUUUCGUUUUCUAGGAAGGAACAGAAGAGAAGCAUUCUCAGGGCUUUCUAAGUCUAACCAGUGGGUCACCGCUUGCUACUAUGGUCCUAUUUUUACAGUAAUGACAACUUUGUGGCUGACAAUGCUGAGAGGUUCCUUCAUGAUUUUCACCAGAAAAAGGAAAUCUUUUCAAAGUAAAUGUCCUGUGAGACUUAAAGAUGCCAUUUCUCACACAUGGGGAAAGGCCUUGAUCUUUCUAGGACUGGAAAGACCAAGGUUGGAAGAGACUCAACUGGUUGAGAAUCAUAAUUACUACCUGGACGAAAUUUCAGAUCUGUUAAAUGAACUGCUAUUGAAGAUUAAUGGAUUGUCCGAAAGCCUACAUCUCUCUGUUUUAGACAAGCAGUCCAAAGGCAAAGUGGAGGCAAAGGCAGAAGACAAUCCCUUGGUGGGUGUUUCUGCCUACCAAGCUACUAGGGGCUUAGCCUAUGUAUCGUACGACAAAGCAGAAACUGCUUCAGAUUUAUUGUAA
Messenger RNA from Orycteropus afer afer, 7596 nucleotides. RefSeq names its product polycystin 1 like 1, transient receptor potential channel interacting (gene PKD1L1). Gene Ontology annotation, cellular component: membrane. The transcript is spliced from 50 exons. The record is from RefSeq and is a predicted model, not a curated record. NCBI's taxonomy places the organism in Eukaryota, Metazoa, Chordata, Mammalia, Tubulidentata, Orycteropodidae. Gene Ontology annotation, molecular function: protein binding; calcium channel activity. Gene Ontology annotation, biological process: detection of mechanical stimulus. The coding region runs from base 1 to 7596 and encodes 2531 amino acids.